Molecule: messenger RNA, 1174 nt
Organism: Callithrix jacchus (white-tufted-ear marmoset)
Lineage: Eukaryota; Metazoa; Chordata; Mammalia; Primates; Cebidae
Source: RefSeq, a predicted model, not a curated record
GGGCCGGAGCGCUCUUGAGCACAGGAGAAAACGCAGAGAAGGCAGGUCCUGUCUGAGGUCUGGCAAUUGGGGACAAAGCCGGGCGCCCAGGCCCUAACGCCCACGGCAGCACCAAGCCCUCACUCCUGGAGCACCCCAAGCUCUCCAACGCCAUGGCCAGGGCACUGCACCGGCACAUUAUGUUGGAGACGGAGCUCAAGCGGCAGGAGGAAGAGGUCGACAAGUUGAUGGAACAGAAGAGAAGGAAGAACAGUAGGGAAGGAAGUAAAAAGAGAUGGAAGAGAGGAUGUCACUAGAGGAGACCAAGGAACAAAUCCUGAAGUUGCAGGAGAAACUUUUGGCCCUACAGAAAGAAAAGCACCAGCUUUUUCUGCAGCUCAAGAAAGUUUUACAUGAGGAAGAAAAAUGGAGGCGAAAGGAACAGAGUGACCUGACCACCCUAACAUCAGCUGCAUACCAGCAGAGCCUGAGUGUUCACACAGGAACUUAUAUCCUCAGCCUGCAGGGGAGCCCUGGAGGACACAAUCGCUGGGGCACCCUCAUGGCAGCUGACAGAGCUAAACAACUCUUUGGACCCCAAGUGCUUAUGACCCAGCACUACGUGGGCUCAGCAGCUGCUUUUGCAGGGACACCAGAGCCCACACAACUCCAAGGCAGCCCUGGUGGUGCCUAUGGGACUGCUUAGCCCCCACUUCACUAUGGGCCCACACAGACAGCUUAUAGUUAGUCCUAAUCAGCCCCUCCGUGCUCCUUCAGCGUUCCCUGCUGUGCAGUACCUGUCUCAGCCACAGCCACAGCCCUAAGCCGUGCAUGGCCACUUUCAGCCUACUCAGACAGGUUUCCUCCAGCCUGGUGGUGCCCUGUCCUUGCAAAAGCAGAUGGAACAUGAGUGGCUUCUCCCACUCAUCCUCUCUGCUCCCCAUUCACAGGCUCUGCAUCUAGCCUUUGAGCUCCUUGCUUCCUUCCAGCUGUGCAUAUGCAACCCGCAGGAAAGUCAGGCUUUGCAGCUACCAGCCAAGCUGGCUCUCCACCCCCUUCAUCCAACACAGCCAGAACCCAUGAUUUGACCACAAGUGACCAUCAGAUUAUAUAUUCAGCACUAUACCCCCACCCCACCAUGGGUGAUGGUACCCCCUGUGUGUCCCAGGAACAAUAAAAUCUGACUGCCACUGCC